UCCUACCGGAUCCUUACCCGUUUUCUCUCCAAAUUUCAACAACCCCACACCGGAUCCUCUUUUAUCUUUUCUUUUCUUCACCGAGUCCAAAAUCUAAACCUUCCCGGAUCCUCUGAUCGGGCUCUGUGGAGCUCAAAAAGCAAAGCUUAUCCAAGAAUCCAUACUCUGGCUCUUAAACCUAUGCAAUGGAAGUAUCAAAUGAAUCAGCUAUUAAGAAACCAAAGAGGUUGACGUCUGUCGUAUGGAAUCACUUCCAAAGGAUUAGGAAGGCAGAUGUAUGCUAUGCUGUUUGUGUGCAUUGUGACAAGAAACUCAGUGGGUCAAGUAAUAGUGGGACUACGCAUCUGAGAAAUCACUUAAUGAGAUGUCUUAAGAGAUCUAAUUAUGAUGUGUCGCAACUACUUGCAGCAAAGAAAAAGAAGAAGGAUACUUCCCUUAGCAUUGCAAAUGUCAAUGCCAACUAUGAUGAAACACAAAGAAAAGAUGAAUAUAUUAAGCCCACAAUUAUAAAGUUCGAUCAUGAACCGAGAAAAGAUGAAAUUAUUAGCCUUGGAAGUUGUAGGUUUGAUCAAGAACAGAGUCGUCUGGAUCUUGCCCGAAUGAUCAUAUUGCAUGGUUACCCGUUAACCAUGGUUGAGCAUGUUGGAUUCAAAAUAUUUGUGAAGAAUCUUCAGCCUUUGUUUGAGUUUGUGCCAAAUAGCUCCAUUGAAGUCUCUUGUAUUGAGAUUUAUAUGAAAGAGAAACAGAAAGUGUAUGAGAUGAUAAAUAGAUUGCAUGGCAGAAUUAACCUUGCUGUUGAAAUGUGGUCUUCUCCAGAAAAUGCUGAAUACUUGUGUUUGAUAGCGCACUAUAUUGAUGAGGACUGGAAAUUACAACAGAAAAUUCUAAAUUUUGUGACUUUGGAUUCUUCUCAUACUGAAGAUAUGCUUUCAGAAGUGAUUAUAAAUUGUCUCAUGGAAUGGGAUGUUGAAUGCAAGUUAUUUGCCAUGACAUUUGAUGAUUGUUUUGCUGAUGAUGAUAUUGUGCUCAGAAUUAAGGAUCGGAUCUCACAAAACAGGCCCCUUUUGAGUAAUGGUCAAUUAUUUGAUGUUCGCUCUGCUGCGCAUGUUCUAAAUUUGAUUGUUCAAGAUGCCAUGGAAACAAUCCGAGAGGUGACUGAAAAGGUCCGAGGAAGUGUUCGAUAUGUUAAAAGUUCGCAGGUAAUACAAGGAAAGUUCAAUGAAAUUGCAGAGCAAAUUGGAAUCAGUAGUCAGAAGAAUUUGGUUCUUGAUUUGCCAACUCGGUGGAACUCAACAUACUUCAUGCUCGAAACAGUCAUAGGAUACAAGAGUGCAUUUUGUUUCUUGCAAGAGCGUGAUCCAGCCUAUACCUCAGCUUUAACUGAUACAGAGUGGGAAUGGGCCAGUUCCAUCACUGGUUAUUUGAAACUCUUUGUUGAAAUUACCAACAUCUUUUCUGCGGAUAAAUGUCCAACAGCGAACAUAUAUUUUCCUGAAAUUUGUGAUGUUCACAUCCAGUUAAUUGAAUGGUGUAAGAACCCAGAUGAUUUUCUUAGUUCCAUGGCAUCGAAGAUGAAAGCCAAGUUUGAUAGAUAUUGGAGCAAGUGCAGUUUGGCUUUGGCAGUAGCAGCCAUCUUAGAUCCUCGAUUCAAGAUGAAAUUGGUGGAGUAUUAUUAUUCCCAGAUCUAUGGUAGUACUGCCCUGGAUCGAAUCAAGGAAGUUUCUGAUGGCAUUAAGGAGCUUUUUAAUGCAUACUCCAUCUGCUCAACAUUGGUCGAUCAAGGUUCAACUUUACCUGGCAGCAGUUUACCUAGCACUAGUACUGAUAGUAGGGAUAGAUUAAAGGGUUUUGACAAGUUCCUCCAUGAAUCUUCUCAAGGUCAGAGUGCAAUAUCUGAUUUGGACAAAUACUUGGAAGAACCGGUCUUUCCUCGCAAUUGUGAUUUCAACAUAUUAAAUUGGUGGAAAGUCCACACACCUAGGUACCCUAUCUUGUCUAUGAUGGCACGAGACAUUCUGGGGACUCCCAUGUCAACUAUUGCGCCAGAGUUGGCUUUUGGUGUUGGAGGUAGGGUGCUUGAUAGUUAUCGCAGUUCCCUGAAUCCAGACACUCGACAGGCUCUGAUAUGCACGCGGGAUUGGUUGCAGGUGGAAUCAGAAGAUCACAAUCCAUCUUCUGCUCUAGCGCUUUAUGUUGAAGCGAAUUAGUCUGUUCAUGUCUUGUCGUGCAAGGUUGACGGGGAGCUAUCUUGAAGUUAUGUGCUGUAUGAUGGUACCUGAUUGUUUCCUACACAUAGGCCUCCAGAGUUUGGUGUAGCAUAGUUAAAGUUUAUUCUCUAUGUUCAUAUUGCAGUGUGACUAAAUUGCUAUUUAGGUACAGUUGCUUCAUCAAGAAGCUGAAAUGUACAUUUUGAGGAUAGCGACUAAAACCUUUGUGUUCUAGAUUUAAGGACAUGCAUUGGCAUGGUUAGCGUAUCCACCGCUUGAAUUUGAAGAAUUUGAGCCUCUAUUGGGCAGAUCUCUUAUUAUAACUAGAUGAAACGGAAAUUUAGUGGAUGGUGUUGAUAUAUAGUAUUUUCCAACUUUCAUUUUCACAAA
This is a messenger RNA of Populus nigra (black poplar), 2597 nucleotides long. Its product is annotated as zinc finger BED domain-containing protein RICESLEEPER 1-like. The transcript is spliced from 4 exons. Lineage: Eukaryota; Viridiplantae; Streptophyta; Magnoliopsida; Malpighiales; Salicaceae. The record is from RefSeq and is a predicted model, not a curated record. Gene Ontology annotation, molecular function: DNA binding; protein dimerization activity. The coding region runs from base 186 to 2207 and encodes 673 amino acids.